AUGAUGCUCAAGAUCAGUCUUCUUUCCACGCUGGCGUCAGCGCUCGUCCUCGUGUCGCAGCAGGCCGUCGCAGCUCCCACUCGUCUCGAAGGUUUUGUUCCCGCCGGCAACGAUACCCGUCCCGUCAUUCGCGCCGAUCCUUCCGGCAAACUUCAAGACUCUCUCCUCAACGAGCGCGGCGAGCUGCUCAACGAUGCUCGUAUCGUUCUUGAGUCCCGGCAGAACCCCGGCUUUGCCUAUGGAUCUCAAAAGGUUCGCGGUGUCAACAUCGGAGGAUGGCUCGUGGCUGAGCCAUGGAUCACCCCAAGUCUCUUUGACAACACAGGCGACGGUCGUGUCAUCGAUGAGUACACCUUCGGCCAGUAUGCCAGCAACGCCUACGGUCGACUUCAGGCGCACUGGGCCUCUUUCUACACCGAGUCCGAUUUUGCUCAGAUCGCAGGCGCUGGUCUCAACCAUGUCCGCAUCCCAAUCGGCUAUUGGGCUUUCGACACCUCUGCCGGCGAGCCUUACGUGCGCGCCAACCAAGCCGACUAUCUCGAGCGUGCUAUCCAGUGGUCGCGAAAAUACGGUCUCAAGGUCAUCAUCGAUCUGCACGGCGCUCCUGGAUCGCAGAACGGCUUCGACAACUCCGGUCGCAAGGGUGCUGUCAACUGGCCCAACGACCAGAACAACGCCAACCGCGCCGUCGGUGUCAUCGCCCAGAUCGCCCGCCGCUAUGCCAAGUACGGUGGUACCGUCACCUCGAUCGAGCUCCUCAACGAGCCCGCCGGCUUCGUGGGCGGCAACAUCAUGGACUACACCAAGUCGUACUACACCAGAGGCAUCCAGGCGUCCCGCGCAAGCUUCUACAACGCUGCCGUCAUGAUCCACGACGCCUUUCUGGGUACGUCGUAUUGGAACGGACAGUAUCAGCCCCCGCAGUACCAACAGAUCCUGCUCGACACGCACAUCUAUCAGGUCUUCUCGCCUGCAGAAGUGGCCAGAAACCAUAACGACCGUCUCAACACCUUCUGCAGCCAAGCAGGCGGCCUCGCCGCUUCCAACAGGAACCUGUGGACCAUCGUCGGAGAGUGGUCCACUGCCCCCACCGACUGUGCCAAGUACCUCAACGGCAGGUUCGUCGGCGCGCGAUACGAUGGCAGCUUUCCUGGAAGUUAUUACGUCGGCAGCUGCAGCAGGAAGACGGGCGACGGCUCCAACUUUUCGACCAACUACAAGGCUUCGCUGAAGCGUCUGUUCGAGACUCAGAUCUCGGUGUACGAGCGUGCAUCUGGCUGGAUCAUGUGGACCUGGAAGACCGAGCAGGCGGCCGACUGGGACUACCAGAAGGGUCUUCAAUACGGCUGGAUCACGAGGAACCUCAACUCGAGGCCCAAUGCGCGCUGCUGA
Molecule: messenger RNA, 1392 nt
Organism: Kalmanozyma brasiliensis GHG001
Lineage: Eukaryota; Fungi; Basidiomycota; Ustilaginomycetes; Ustilaginales
Product: Glycoside hydrolase, family 5
Exons: 2
Coding region: 1-1392 (463 amino acids)
Biological process (GO): glucan catabolic process
Cellular component (GO): extracellular region; cell surface
Molecular function (GO): beta-glucosidase activity
Source: RefSeq, a predicted model, not a curated record